AUGAUUAUGGACCUGGAAAACGCUUCGAAAAGUAACGUUUCGAGAAAGGUGAGCAUCGACAAAAUGCGUCGUAAAAUUGGAAAGUGCUUGAGGCAAAUGCAGAAACACGAUCCGGACGUAAAGCACUCGUCACAACCAACAACUACUUUGUUCGUUGGGAAUAGCAGUAUAUUGUGUGGUGUAUCACUGGAUGAACUCGAACAGAUAUUUCAUCGAUAUGAUGAGCAGUGUGAAUUCGUUGUGUAUCCAAACAAAAGAGCAUACUCAUUUGUGCAGUUCUCAUCGAUCCAGAACGCCGUAAACGCUUUUGAUUCUUUGAAUGGUCAAGUCCCUGAUCUGCUUCCGCCAAAUGCUUUACCGUUCUUCAUGGCAUUUGUUGAAAAUUUACCAUCGGUGAAAAAAGACGAACGAUGUAGAGCACCAGCCGAUCUGAAAGUACUCGAAAAUUUUAUUGAUGAAGCGGAAGAGAAGCAGUUGAUGGAGACACUUAACGAUUGUGUUUAUGCGAAAACCAAACUGAAAUCCCGGAAAGUGGUGCAUUUCGGCUAUAAAUUCAAUUACGAUACGAACGAAGCGAACGUUCCGGCCGAGAAUGUCAUACCGAAAUCGUGCGAUGCUAUAAUCGAUCGUAUGAUGCGCGAGGGUAUCUUCACGGAAAGACCCGAUCAACUGACCGUAAACAUCUACGAACCUGGAAAUGGUAUACCGUCUCAUGUCGAUUCACAUUCACCAUUCGGCGAUGCCAUCGUUUCGUUGAGUUUAUUAUCGGAUUUGGUGAUGGAAUUUCGUGAUUUUGCAAAUACCGCAUCAGUUUAUAACGUUCUGGUGCCGCGAUUCAGUUUGACUGUGAUGCGAGGCGAAUCGAGAUAUCGUUGGAAACAUGGGUGGGUAGGAUUGUAUAUGCAAGGAAUGUUGUUGUGUUGUUUUGAGAUAGGCUGUGAUAUGUGCGAGAAGUUGUGUGGAAUAGCGAUGAGUAAGGGUGGGAAUGUGGUUCGCGCUAAUGCACUGCAGUUACCGUAUUUGGAUGGAUGUGCUGAUGCUGUGUUGUCGAUUGCCGUGAUUCAUCAUUUGAGCACUGAGAAACGGAGGUUAGUCUUUGAUCGAUUGAUUCAUGCAAUCGAAGAAUUGAUGCGUAUUCUCCGAGUUGAGGGUCGUGCUUGUGUGAGCGUAUGGGCGAUGGAACAAACUCACAAUGACGUCGUAUCCGAGUACCUGAAAAUGCGUGGCAAUAAGUCACACGUUCAGAUGAAUCGAAGAGAUAGUCAUGGAAGGCUGCGGGUUCAUGAAGGUCAAGAUUUCACGCAGCAAGAUAUGCUCGUGCCGUGGCAGAAUGCUGACGGAGAACGCUUUCUGAGAUAUUAUCACUUAUUCGUUGCCGGGGAAUUGGAAGAGUUGUGUGCAAAGGUGAAAAACUGCGACGUCGAACGUUCUUUGUAUGAACAAGGCAACUGGUUCGUCUUUCUCAAGAAAACAGCUGAUUGA
Molecule: messenger RNA, 1482 nt
Organism: Anisakis simplex (herring worm)
Lineage: Eukaryota; Metazoa; Nematoda; Chromadorea; Rhabditida; Anisakidae
Source: the annotation of a GenBank genome assembly